CCUACAAAUUAUCACCGUGUUCUUCGCGAAACCGCAUUACCUUGGUACUUUAAAGAGACAUCAUGAAGUUCUUCAUCUUGGCAGCCAUCAUCGCAUGCGCUUUGGCGGACAAAGUCCCAUUCAAGGAUUGUGGUUCCAAGACCGGCAAUAUUACAUCGGUUGACGUUAGCAACUGUCCUGCCUUCCCUUGCCCAUUGGUAAAAGGAACAAAUGUAACCGUCGCUGUUGUUUUUACUCCAUCUGUCGUGUCUACCUCGGCAACGGCUUCAGUCCAUGGUAUCAUUGCAAGGGUACCUAUUGCAUUCCCUAUCCCGCAAACUGACGGCUGCAAAACUGGCGUCACCUGCCCCACAGUCUCAGGAACGGAACAGACUUACAAGAAUCAAAUUUACGUCUCAAAACUGUACCCUCAGGUAUCUGUGGUUGUAAAAUGGGAACUCGCUGAUGACAAGGGCAACGACCUGUUCUGUUUUGUCGUGCCUGCUGAGAUCAAGAGCGCAUAGACGGAGAGCAGAAUCAUUUCGGUGUACCCAGAGCUUUGACACUGUACAGUACAUAGUAGUGUUAUAUGUAUUGCACAUCGAUAGAUGGUGAAAGCAAUAAUUAUCAUAAUUAUAAUAAUUCUGAUGUUAUCUACCUAGUCGUAGAUAUAAAUUUUUUUGAAAUUGUUUUCUCUAAUUCAAUACACAUAAUUAAGACUCUCGGCUAAAACGUGAAAUUAAAACUAACAAUGUUUUUAUCAA
This is a messenger RNA of Lineus longissimus, 743 nucleotides long. RefSeq names its product NPC intracellular cholesterol transporter 2-like. Gene Ontology annotation, biological process: intracellular cholesterol transport. Bases 63 to 503 code for a protein of 146 amino acids. NCBI's taxonomy places the organism in Eukaryota, Metazoa, Nemertea, Pilidiophora, Heteronemertea, Lineidae. The record is from RefSeq and is a predicted model, not a curated record. The transcript has 4 exons. Gene Ontology annotation, molecular function: sterol binding.